AUGUGCCAAAACAAGGAGCCUGCGCAAUGCCACAGGCGAACGAUAGCAACCGAUGGACAGCUCUAUGAGUACGUCGACGACGUCGAACGAUUAGAGGAAUACCGACCCGGCGGCUAUCACCCAAUUCAACUGAACGAUAAACUCCAAGAACGUUACUCGAUUAUCGAAAAGCUUGAGUACGGAUCAUACUCCACGAUCUGGCUCGCACGAGAUGAAAAGCUGAGCAGAUACGUGGCAGUCAAGAUUGGAAUCGCGGACCAUGGCUCCAAGGAAGCCCAGAUCCUGAAACGACUUUCGGCCUGCCCAACUAAGGACUGGAGUGGCCGUCUCAUCCCCCCUGUUCUCGACCGUUUCGAGCUCACAGGGCCUAACGGGACACAUUCGUGUUUAGUCACCACGCCGGCCAGAUGCAGUCUCCUCGAGGCUCUCAAGGACUACGAUAUGUUCCCGCUCGAUACCGCCAGAUCUCUCGCUGCCCAACUUGUACUAGCAGUUGCUCGUGUACAUAGACUGGGAAUCGUUCAUGGAGAUAUCCACCUCGGCAACCUGCUCCUCCAAUUGCCGGGCGAGGAAAUUGACAAGCUUACCGUCAAAGAGCUCUACGAGAAGUAUGGCGACCCAGAGGCAGAGCCGGUGGUAAGGGCCGACAAGCAACCGAUCACGUCGCUAUCUGUCCCAGCAUAUGUCUAUACGCCAGCUUGGUUCGGGAAAUAUGCAGAAGAGUUUAGUCUCUCUGAGGCUAAGCUUAUGCUCGCCGACUUUGGCACAGCCUUUUCGCCUGCUCACGAGACUCGACUGCAAUCAUUUACGCCUCGUAAGACCCGUCCGCCCGAACCGCGCUUUGAUCCGACGACUCCCUUAUCGUAUGCAUCCGACAUUUGGAGUCUCGGCUGCAUCAUCUGGGAGAUCCUGGGCGUGAGACCAUUCCUCGACAUCUUCCUCCCAGAACUAGACGAUGUCAUGGCAAACCAGAUCGAUGCUCUAGGGCCGUUGCCGGACGAGUGGUGGGAUGCUUGGGACGGGAAGUGGAAGCGUUUCAUCGCCAACGGUCAGCCGACGGAGGGAAGACAGCCCUGGACCUUUGACCAGCGAUUCGAGGAUGCGAUCCAGGGCCCGAGACGACGCAGGAAGGGCGACAUUAUGGACGAGAGGGAGAGCAAGGCGUUCUGCGAAUUGAUCAGGGACAUCUUGAAGUUCAGGCCAGGUGAGAGGCCAACCGCGGAGGAUAUACUCCGCAGCCAGUGGAUGACGGAGUGGGCGAUGCGGGACGCUGAUAAGACCUGGGCGUCAAGAGACUGA
This is a messenger RNA of Verticillium nonalfalfae, 1299 nucleotides long. RefSeq lists its product as uncharacterized. Gene Ontology annotation, biological process: spliceosomal complex assembly; protein phosphorylation; regulation of mRNA processing. The record is from RefSeq and is a predicted model, not a curated record. NCBI's taxonomy places the organism in Eukaryota, Fungi, Ascomycota, Sordariomycetes, Glomerellales, Plectosphaerellaceae. The coding region runs from base 1 to 1299 and encodes 432 amino acids. Gene Ontology annotation, molecular function: protein kinase activity; ATP binding. The transcript has 3 exons.